Molecule: messenger RNA, 4273 nt
Organism: Melopsittacus undulatus (budgerigar)
Lineage: Eukaryota; Metazoa; Chordata; Aves; Psittaciformes; Psittaculidae
Product: tropomodulin-3
Exons: 10
Coding region: 140-1195 (351 amino acids)
Biological process (GO): muscle contraction; myofibril assembly; actin filament organization
Cellular component (GO): cytoskeleton; striated muscle thin filament; myofibril
Molecular function (GO): tropomyosin binding
Source: RefSeq, a predicted model, not a curated record
CAGCUCCCGGCAUGCUCCAGGGGUGCAUACGCAGGGCUGUGGCUUACGGUGGACGGAGUAGGUCGCUGCUGCCGCCCGGGUCUGUUGAAGAAUAAGACUUGGUUUUAAAGUGUUUGAGGAACUUGCUGCUGCUCGAGUCAUGACACUCCCAUUUCGAAAGGACUUGGACAAGUACAAAGAUCUCGAUGAGGAUGAAAUUCUUGGCAAACUUUCGGAAGAAGAAUUGAAACAACUGGAAACUGUUCUGGAUGAUCUUGACCCUGAGAAUGCACUGCUGCCUGCAGGCUUCCGACAGAAAGACCAGACUGCUAAAAAGGCUUCAGGUCCCUUCGACAGGGAACGGCUCCUGGCAUACUUAGAGAAGCAGGCUCUUGAGCACAAAGACAGGGAAGACUAUGUGCCUUUUACAAGAGAAAAGAAAGGGAAAAUAUUUAUCCCUAAGCAGAAGCCUGUACAGUCUUACGCAGAAGAAAAAUUCACUCUUGAUCCAGAACUGGAGGAAGCCUUGACCAGUGCCACAGACACAGAAUUAGGUGACCUUGCAGCUAUACUGGGAAUGUCCCACUUGAUAACAAACUAUGAGCUCUGUGAUGUAGUAGGAAGCCGUAAUGGGGUUGACAAAGACAGCUUCUCAGAUAUAGUAAAAGGUGAAAAAAUGUUGCCUGUUUUUGAUGAGCCACCAAAUCCCACGAAUGUAGAGGAGACACUGCAAAGGAUUAAAGAUAAUGAUUCUCGUCUUGUUGAAGUUAAUCUAAAUAACAUUAAGAACAUACCAAUUCCAACACUGAAAGAAUUUGCAAAAGCCUUGGAAACCAACACGCAUGUGAAGCAUUUCAGCCUUGCGGCCACACGAAGCAAUGAUCCUGUUGCUGUUGCUCUUGCAGAUAUGUUGAGAGUAAACAUGAAGUUAAGAAGUUUAAACAUAGAAUCAAACUUCAUCACUGGAGUUGGAAUUUUGGCACUGGUCGAUGCACUGAAAGACAACGAAACAUUGACAGAGAUCAAAAUUGAUAAUCAGAGGCAGCAGCUGGGCACAAUUGCAGAAGUAGAAAUUGCCAAGAUGCUUGAAGAAAACACAAAGAUCCUCAAAUUUGGAUACCAUUUCACACAACAGGGACCUCGAGCCAGGGCAGCUGCAGCCAUCACAAAAAAUAACGAUUUGGUUCGCAAGAGGAGGGUUGAAGGAGACAUCUAGCACAUCUUGUCAGAACUGUUUGGAGAUUUCAAGGGUCAUCCAGGCACGGUCAUCACUCUGGGCUUUGGCAAUGUUGGACUACAUUUACCUGGGUUAGAAGGGAAAAGACUGGAAACCCCAUUCCUUUUAAAGCAAAGCUAUAUGAAUAAUCUGCUGGUAUGCAUCACGUUUUUCAGAUUGAGACACAGUAACUGCACCAGUUUCUGUACCACAGUCUUUGAUUGGGUUUUUUUUAAGAACUUUUUGUAUUUUAAGACUUUGGCUGUACUUUCUACUAAAAAUGUAAUUGCAAAUCAAUGUUAUAAUUGUCUGUAGUCAAAGAAUGGCACAUUCAGAGUCACUGGUCAGAUAAUGACCUAAUUGAAAUGUUGGAAAAUCUGGGGGUGCUUAUUUACAUGGAGGGGUGUGUAUAUUCUUGGAAACAAUGCAUUAGUGAUAAGGGAUUCUUCACACAACAGUCAGUCUCAUUGUGUAGAGCUGUUCAGCUUUGUUCAUGCACUGAAGAGAAAUCUUUCACAGCUAUCUCAAUUGUAAUUCUACUUUUUAUUUUAUACUGUGACUAAUUAAAGACAUCCCUUUAGACCCAGCAAAAAUAAAUUGGCAAAGGACUUUUUCCAAGAGAUUUGAGAGACUAAUAAAAAAGUGGAAGCCUUGAAAUAAUAAUUAAAAACAGUAGGUGCCUUGCAAAAUAACAGGUUUUUAUUACACCUAAACCCUGAAAGUCUUUUUCAAGAGAUCCCAUGACUGUAUCUUGCUCUGUAUCUGAACUGGAUAUAGUUUUAGAUCGAUUUCAUGUGUUCAACACCAUUUAGUUUAUAUUCCUCAUUUAAAAAUCUUUAUCUACAUUCAUAAGUAUCAAUUUCUCUAGAAGUAGUGGAGAUGCAUUUUUUUUAAUUCUGCAUAAUUCUGUACAGAAAAAGAUCCCCUGACUAUAAAACGACUGCUCAAAUUUGCUGGCAAAUGGAAAAAUCCUUUUUUUCAAGCUGCUGCAUUAUGCUAUCAGUACUUCAUAUAAAUCUGUCAUGUUUUAAAUAAAAUAAUGAAGUAACACUUUUAAGAAAGGAUUUUUCUAUUCUAUUUAUGUCUUGAUUUUGAAACACUAUGUAAGACAUGCAGAAAUGAACCAAUAUGCAGUGUCAACUCAGCAUGAUGUAUUUAAAGUUCUGUAUCUAAGCAAACUAAUAAGGCAACGAGAAUCACUUUACCUUCUGUACAUAAUCACAGUAGACUGAUAUAAUAUGGAAACCUAGGGGCUUUUUGGCACGGAUUGUCCUGUACUAGUUUGCUCACUGUUGUCAUGAGAUCACGAAAAUGUUCUGUAGGACUGCUCAGCAAUCUUUCUAGUGACAGAAAAUUCAACUGACAACUGUUUUCAUCACAGGAUCAUAACAUGGUGAGCAUUUAAUGUAUAGAAAACAUUGGACUAAGAUUUUUGCAUCAGGUUGUAUAUACUAUAAAAAAUUCAACAGAGCAACUCCCUGACACUCUGCCCACCUUGUCAUUUUCUGUACAUCUCAUUUUGGAUCUUUAAAGACAGACUUUAUUCUGGAGGUGACUUAGAAUUUUACUGCAACUGUACUGAGAAUUUUAAACCAUAGUGCCUUCAGUGAGGAUGUAUAUAACUGGCUUAUAGUUGUGGAAGAACAGUUUUUCUAUUUCAAAAUCAGCCCCUUGUUAUAAAUAAAUGUGUGCUUUGAAAAGUCAGUAUUCUGUUAAAACCAAAGACAAUGUGUAACUUCAAAACAAUCAAACUAUCUGACUAACAAAAAGGGCUUCUUUUGGUUUUGGCUUUGUAAAUUUUCAAGAACUGUUUAGAUUCUGAAAUUCAAGCUCUUGUAUAGUACACAUAGUCACAAAUUGUCUUUUUUACAGGCAGUGUUGUAUAAACAUGGCCGAAGCAUGUCAUGUGCCAAGUUGCCUAAAGCUGUGCUCUUACAUGCUAGGCACCAUAAUCAUUUUGUGUCAAAAACCAGGCUGUAAUAUCUUCCUUCAUUUGUUGAAGGGCUUCAUGGUCAUGGAAUCUGUUCAUGUAUUGUGAUUCUAUGAUGCUUUAUUUUAUUGUUAUCAAAGAAAUUAGGCAGUCAUCUGCUUGAAGAUGGAGAAAAUUAAUAUGAAAAAGGAUUAUGAAAAUUACAGCCUAAAUCCCUUCCUUUAUUAAAUCAAGAUAGCUGUUUAAUGAUUUCUAUUCCAAUCAAAGGCAGUGGCUUUUAAGCUGCAACUCAGGUGCCUAGUCAGAGAUGACAUUAGUAGACCUUAAUAAUGAAUUUACUUCUGUAGGCAGCAGCUGAGCAUUUGACUGCUUGUUGGCACUUCCAGGACAGGUAUCUGACAGGCUGGGCAGAGAGAAUGAGUUUGGUUUAUUUUCAGCCAGAAGGGUUUGGCCCUCCAACUUGGUGCAAGACGUGGCAUGGUGCAUGGGCCACUUACUGCCAUCACUUUAGUGCCUACAGUGUGUAUCCUCAUUGGAAUAAAUGAAGGAAUUCAGUCUGUAGCCAGGAAUCAUGAACAGUCUCAACAAGCAAAGCGAGCGUGCAACCUGGUCCAGUAUGAAGUGUCCCUGCCCAUGGCAGGGGGUUGGAACUGAAUGAUCUUUAAAGUGCUUUCCAACCCAAACCAUUCUGUGAUUCUAUGUAAUGCUAUCAAAUGUAGUGAGAUCUUGUGUAUGACUUCAUUAUUUAUAAGGGCAAAACAUAUUUGGUUACCAGCUAUCAUAACCACAAGAUUAUUUUUUUUUUUCUGAAAGAGGUGAUACUUUUUUCCUCCUGAUUAUAUUUCAGGCUUAAAGCAGAAGUGAAAUGACCACAUACAUUGAUAUAUUGAUUCUGUUGGUUCCAAGCUAAGCACACAAACAUAUCCUGUAUUCCAAAGCAAUUAUCUAUUUACUUUUGUAUUUUAAAGAAACAGCCUUAUUCUCUCUCCAGCUUGAAUAAUACUGUUUGUAAGCUACAAAGGAGCAAGUGUUCAAUUUAAAUUUCCAUUGAGGAAACAUGAAUUGAGUGUUUUGGCAUAUCAGCACUAUAUGCUGUCAGAUUGUAAAGCAGUGGCAGUUUCAGAUGAUUAAAGUACUGUAUUCUUGUG